AUGGAAUUGGUCGACGGCCUGGAUCUCGCGAAGGAACAUGAACAACAACCGCUCACGAUCCUGGAAAGCCGCAUCGUCCUUAGGCAGCUUGUCGAUGCCGUCAACUAUCUCCACGGCAAGCACAUUACGCAUCGAGAUAUCAAGCCUGCUAACGUCUUGGUCCGGUCUCGAAACCCAGUUCACGUCAAGCUGACCGAUUUGGGUCUGGCGUCGGCAUCGUCGAGCCUUAAUGGAAAUUGUGGCACGCCAUACUACGUCGCACCAGAGAUCCGUUCCGGCCGGCGGUAUACAAACAAAGUGGAUAUGUGGUCCCUCGGUGUCCUUGCGCUCGAGCUUCUGUUUGGUCUUCCUCACUAUUCCAAAUCGCAAGCCCGCCAAUGGCCGGCAACAGUGGAAGGGCACACCGCCCUCUUAGACCCCUCCCCGAUUCGCCGCUUCGUUUCCGAACUCCUCCAGCGAGAGCCAACGCGCCGGCUUGCCGCAGCCGACGCGUUAAACCACGAAUUUUUCACGACCGACCUCUAUGAUCAUCGCGAUCCUGCUCCGGGGGCGAGUACACGUGUAAGGCGUACGACUCGCUCGUCUCCUGAAAAGGGCCUCCACGCAAAAGAUAUUCACCGCCUGGGUAGCGCGGCCAAACAUGUAGCACAUGCUCUGGGUCAGAUCCUGCGGUUCGUCCGCUGCGCUCUGCUUGUCGGGAAACUUAAUGGUGCGAUGCCGAGGACGGAAGAUCUCGUAGGGACGUCUAUGGUGGCGCUUGCCGACGACGACAACGCACAUGUCUUCAGCUCUACUACGGGAAGCGCUUUACCAAUCGUGAUACAUGCCUCCAACGAAGUAGCUAGUCAGCGCCUGAAGGUCAAUCUAAACGCGCAGCUGCGGGGGCUGCCACCGCACGGCAGUGUAUCCAACCCUAUUGCACCAUACUGGCUGCGACGGCCCCGGAACCGUGAUUCAGGUAACUUCAGUAAUGCCGCCAACGGGGCCCAAAUGGGACACCCAGCACCGCCGAGGGCGGAGGAGGGCGGAGGAGGAGCGACUAGUAUUACCCUGAAGAUGUUUCCAGUCGACGGUUGA
This is a messenger RNA of Gaeumannomyces tritici R3-111a-1, 1077 nucleotides long. RefSeq names its product CAMK protein kinase. Bases 1 to 1077 code for a protein of 358 amino acids. The transcript has 3 exons. Gene Ontology annotation, cellular component: nucleus; cytoplasm. Gene Ontology annotation, molecular function: protein serine/threonine kinase activity; ATP binding. Lineage: Eukaryota; Fungi; Ascomycota; Sordariomycetes; Magnaporthales; Magnaporthaceae. The record is from RefSeq and is a predicted model, not a curated record. Gene Ontology annotation, biological process: mitotic DNA damage checkpoint signaling; protein phosphorylation.